Brassica oleracea var. oleracea is the source of this 795-nucleotide messenger RNA. RefSeq names its product PRA1 family protein F2. The record is from RefSeq and is a predicted model, not a curated record. Bases 72 to 632 code for a protein of 186 amino acids. NCBI's taxonomy places the organism in Eukaryota, Viridiplantae, Streptophyta, Magnoliopsida, Brassicales, Brassicaceae. Gene Ontology annotation, biological process: vesicle-mediated transport. The transcript has a single exon. Gene Ontology annotation, cellular component: endoplasmic reticulum; Golgi apparatus.
AAACAAACAAAUCUCAUUCCGUAGCUCUUCAACCCUCUCUCUCUCUCUCUCCACACGCCGCGUGAAACGAAAUGAACUACGGCGCGAUCCCGACGUCCUCUCAUCCAUCUCCGCCGAUUGAUCUCGAGUACAUCUCACGCGCAAAGCACCGCAUCAAAUCAGGACUCGCCACGCGCCGCCCAUGGAAAACGAUGUUCGAUCUCCAAUCGAUGAGCCUCCCCCACGGCUUCUUCGACGCGAUCUCGAGGAUCAAGACGAACCUCGUCUACUUCAGAGCCAAUUACGCCGUCGUCGUCCUCCUCGUCCUCUUCCUGAGCCUCAUCUACCACCCGACGUCGCUCCUCGUCUUGGCCGUCCUGGUCGUGUUCUGGAUCUUCCUCUACUUCCUCCGCGACGAGCCUCUCGUGGUCUUCGGUCACCAGAUCGAUGAUCGGACGGUCAUGAUCUGCUUAUCGGUUUUGACGAUUGUGAUGCUUUUGUUCACGCACGCGACGGCGAAUGUUCUCGGGGCGGUGGCGACGGCUGUGGUGUUGGUUUUGGUACACGCGGCGGUUAGGAGGAGUGAUAAUUUGUAUCUUGAUGAGGAAGCUGCGGCGGCGACGGAAGCUUCAGGGCUGACGUCAUAUCCAUAAAUAAACCGAUUUGUUAUUUUCUUCUUCUUUUUAUGUUACUGUGUUUGGUUGAGGGACUUUGAAAACGUUCGUUUCUACUCUGUGUACAAUUUGUUCUAAUCAUGAAGCAAGUGUAACGUUUCGAUUUUUAGUUAAGUGAUAUGUAGAGAGAUUCAAAAGAAUU